CGCAUGUGAUUCGCGCUAACUGGAAAGCAAGAUGGCGGUGGCUGUGCGGAGCUUGCAGGACCAGCUCGAAAAAGCCAAAGAAAGCUUGAAAAAUGUUGACGAUAAUAUUCGUAAACUGACCGGACGGGACCCCAAUGAGUCACGACCGGGUCAGCUCCGUCGGCUCAGCGGCCCCAUGGCAGGCCCGGGAGGAGGUAGAGGCAGAGGAGUCAAUCUUCUCAGACGCAGUCUCUCGGACAUGGGAAGCGGCGGCCCCCCUGCCAAACAAAGGGACAUCGAAGGAGCUCUGAUGAGGCUGGCAGGUGUUCAGAGGCCCAGGAGAGACGUGCGUCACGACAGUGACGCCGAGGAUGAUGACGAUGUCAAAAAACCGGCGUUGCAGUCGUCUGUUGUAGCUACCUCCAAGGAGAGAACACGCCGAGACCUCAUUCAGGAUCAAACCAUGGAUGAGAAGGGCAAACAGAGGAAUCGGCGCAUGUUCGGCCUGCUGAUGGGGACGCUGCAGAAAUUCAAGCAAGAAUCGAACGUCUCCUCUGAGAAGGCAAAACGACGUUCGGAGAUUGAGCAGAAGCUCGAGGUUCAAGCUGAGGCUGAGAGGAAAAAGGUUGAGAAUGAAAAGAGAGAACUGUUUGAGGAGAGGAGAGCCAAGCAGACAGAGCUGAGACUGCUGGAACAGAAAGUAGAAUUGGCUCAGCUGCAAGAGGAGUGGAACAGCCACAAUAAUUAUCUGGUCAAAUACAUCCGAACCAAAACCAGGCCUCACCUCUUCUACAGGCCUGGGAAAAUGUGCUCCGCAACUCAGAAACUCCUCGAGGAAUCCACCAAGAAACUCAAUGCUGUGUUCGAGGAGAGGCGCGAGGCUUUUGCCGAACAUUUGAGUAAGAUGGAGUCGCGUCCCCGGCGCCAGCCGAACCGCGACCAGGAUGGCAGCUCAGCCUCAAGGAUGGACCGCCCGGCGGAGGGUAAGCCAGCAGGUCAGGUAGAGAAGCGGACAGGUAAAAGGGGGGAAUCGAGGAGGGAGGAAGAGGAGGAUGAGGAUGAAGAAGAUGAGGAGGAGGAAAGGGAGAAGGAGAGCGAUAGAAAGGAGAUGGGAGGGGGUGAUGGUGAGGAAGAGGGGAAUGAGGUGUUAAAUAAAAUAGAAGAGGUGGAGGAUGAAGUGAUGGAGGUGAGUGAGGAGGGCAGCAAGGAGAAGGUAGGAGAGGAGCAGGAGAAGGGUGAAAAGGAGGCAAGUCCAGAGUCAGAGGAGAUGGAGGUAGAGGAGAAAGUAGAGAGGGAAGACAUGGGUAAGGAGGAAGAGGGAGAAAUAGACGGAAAGCAGGAGUCCACAGAAACCCCAGAAGAAAAGACUCCGGAUGUCCAGAGCUGUGAAGCAGCUGUGAGCAGCCAGGAGACCCCAGACAGAAGUGAUCAGGCCCCUCAGAGCCUCGCCGCUGAAGAACCAGCAGCUCAGUCCGCUGUGGCAGAGGCCCCUUCCCAGGCCCAGGAGCCCCAAACGGCAUCCCCUGCUCCUGCUCCUGCUCAGGAGCCAGCCCCUCCCACACACGAUCAUAACGCUCCAGAGGCCAGCGUCCAGGAGUCCACGGUGGAAAAACAGCCGGUGGAUAAAAAAGCGGAGGAUGAGGUCCCACAGAAGCUCCCCGGUUCAAAGGAGACCCCUGCAAAGGAGGGGGUGAACCAAGGGAGAGGCAGAAAGAAGGAAAAGGAAGCGAAGAAACGCCGUAGCAACAGCUCCUCCUCUUCCUCGUCGGGAUCCUCCUCCAGCGGUAGCUCUUCCUCGUCUUCCGGCUCCAGCCGGUCCUCGUCGUCGUCCUCGUCUUCGUCGUCCUCGUCGUCCAACAGCAGCAGCCGGAGCCGAGACGGCGGCAAGCGAAAGAGGAGGCCGGCGGAUCGAGGCAGAGACAAGAAGAAAGAAGAGAGGAGUCGACGCAAGUCCGGAGGGAGAGAGUCGACGAAGAGGAGGAGCGAGGAAAAGAAGGGCAGGUCUUCCCGAAGCGAUAGGGAGCAUAAAGAUAGAGACAGGAAGGACAAGAGACGCUGAUUUGAAGAAACCUUCAGCCGUUUUCUUUCUAAACAGAUUUGUCCCUAAAAUCACCAAUUUCUCUUCAUGACGAAAAUGUUUUAAAAUGGGUGGAUUUCUUCUAGUCCGAAUGAUUUGUCAGUAGCCAGUGUAAGAUUCCUGGUACACUGCUUACUUCAGUUUCUCUUUCUCUCUGUUCGAAUACUGUUGCCACUGCAAGUCUGGGAAUGUGUCCAAUUUGAGGGGAAAAAUGUUUCUCCUUCUAUCGUUUUAAAUUCAUUGUGAUAUUUUGACAUGAAGACGGACAAUGUGGGGCAAAAUGGAGCCGACUGUCUUCAUGCCGGUAAAGCCAUGGCUGGAUUAUUACUGUAGAAACAACCAUUAAGAUGCAGUUUGUUUAUAUUUAGGUCACUGAGGCUAGGCUGUUAAUUUCCACUGAUUUUCACUGUUUGAUCGACGUCAAGUGUGAUUUAUCCAACCUUUUUUUUCUUAAACUUUUUAUUUGGUACUACAUGAUUACCUGCUUUAAAUAAAGGUGAGGCACAAGCCAAAA
This is a messenger RNA of Fundulus heteroclitus (mummichog), 2570 nucleotides long. RefSeq names its product pinin, desmosome associated protein (gene pnn). Bases 32 to 2038 code for a protein of 668 amino acids. Lineage: Eukaryota; Metazoa; Chordata; Actinopteri; Cyprinodontiformes; Fundulidae. The record is from RefSeq and is a predicted model, not a curated record. Gene Ontology annotation, cellular component: catalytic step 2 spliceosome. The transcript has 9 exons.